This is a messenger RNA of Stegastes partitus (bicolor damselfish), 1478 nucleotides long. It is a transcript of the gene opn1sw2, whose product is annotated as opsin 1 (cone pigments), short-wave-sensitive 2. The transcript is spliced from 5 exons. Gene Ontology annotation, molecular function: G protein-coupled receptor activity. The record is from RefSeq and is a predicted model, not a curated record. Lineage: Eukaryota; Metazoa; Chordata; Actinopteri; Pomacentridae. Gene Ontology annotation, cellular component: membrane. Bases 1 to 1056 code for a protein of 351 amino acids. Gene Ontology annotation, biological process: G protein-coupled receptor signaling pathway; phototransduction; visual perception.
AUGAAAUUUCGUCAAUCAACAGAGCUCCCAGAGGAUUUCUGGAUCCCCAUCGCUCUGAACACCAACAACAUCACGGCUUUCAGCCCGUACCUGGUUCCUCAGGACCAUUUAGGAAGCCUGGGGCUUUUUUAUGCAAUGUCAGCAUUUAUGUUCUUCUUGUUUGUGGCCGGUACGGCCAUCAACGUCCUCACUAUUGCAUGUACUGUUCAAUACAAGAAGCUCCGCUCUCAUCUGAACUACAUCCUGGUGAACUUGGCUGUGGCAAACCUGCUCGUCUCCUCUGUGGGCUCCUUCACCUGCUUCUACUGCUUUGCUUUCAGAUACAUGAUUCUUGGGCCACUGGGGUGCAAGAUUGAAGGAUUUACAGCAACUAUUGGUGGCAUGGUGAGCCUGUGGUCGCUGGCUGUGAUAGCAGUUGAGAGAUGGCUGGUUGUCUGCAAGCCACUUGGGAACUUCAGCUUCCAGGCCAACCAUGCUUUAGGCCUCUGUGCAUUGACUUGGGUCUUUGCUUUGUGUGCGGCAGUUCCUCCUCUGGUUGGAUGGAGUAGGUAUAUCCCAGAGGGCAUGCAAUGUUCCUGUGGUCCAGACUGGUACACAACGGACAACAAGUUCAACAAUGAGUCCUUCGUGCUGUUCCUCUUCUGCUUCUGCUUUUCUGUCCCUUUCACAACCAUCGUCUUCUGCUACUCACAGCUGCUUUUCAUGGUGAAAUCGGCAGCGAAGGCCCAGGCUGACUCUGUCUCCACCCAGAAGGCCGAGCGGGAGGUGACCAAGAUGGUGAUCGUCAUGGUGUUGGGCUUCCUGGUGUGCUAUUUGCCUUACGCCUCCUUUGCUCUUUGGGUUGUCAACAACCGCGGGCAGCGCUUUGACCUCCGGCUGGCCACCAUCCCCUCUUGCCUCUCUAAAGCCUCCACAGUCUACAACCCUGUUAUCUACAUCCUCCUUAAUAAGCAGUUCCGCUCAUGCAUGUGGAAGAUGCUGGGGAUCAGUUCAGGCGCCGAUGAGGAAUCAUCAAGUCAAUCCACCACUGAAGUCUCUAAAGUUGAACCUUCUUAGGCUGUUUACACUUAAUUUAAAUGGAUCACAAAGUCAAAUGGCUCGGUAUUAUUCUUAUAAAACAGAUUUUUAUGCAAAGGAAAAAAAUUUGAAAAAAAUUGGAAGAGAUAAAUGAAUGUUUCGAGCAAUUUAACGAUUGUGGAUGUCUUUAAAAGGGUGCUACUCAUGCGAAAGAACAUGAAACUGAUGCAUAUUCUAGUCUUUCAGUCACAUAUUCCGUCCUAAAAUCUGCUUUUCUUUUCAGAGAAAUAAAGAUUAAGAUCACCAAACGGAUAGAGUUUAACCUUUGCAAAGAAAUACUUGUAGCAUCUGUGUGUAAGUGAUUUUGUCAAGACAUAGACGUAUAUGCUUGUAUAUGUGUUUAUAUGUGUACGUAUAACCUGCAGUUUUACCAGAGUGUUAAUAAACAGCCAACAGCUUUA